Messenger RNA from Xylaria bambusicola, 2333 nucleotides. RefSeq lists its product as uncharacterized. Lineage: Eukaryota; Fungi; Ascomycota; Sordariomycetes; Xylariales; Xylariaceae. The coding region runs from base 1 to 1833 and encodes 610 amino acids. The record is from RefSeq and is a predicted model, not a curated record. The transcript is spliced from 3 exons.
AUGAAUAACCGAACACUACUUCGACGACCUUCAUGGCUUCCUUGUCCAACCGACAACACCUAUUAUAUUGGUGCUUCUGAAGUCACGGACGAAGCUUGGGACGAUAUCUUUGAAGCCCUAUCCGAGUACCCGGAACUUAACACUGAACAUUACCAGAUUGGCAACCCUUCCACAGAAAGUUACAUCGCUGACAGACUUGGAUGCCUUUUACCCAAGGAAGAUUAUCAGUACAGCUGUGAACAAGUCUCGAUUUGGAAAUCUCUAAUGGCUAGUCCCAUGACUGUGCCCAACGAGGAUUUGCAAAAGAUCAUUCCUUUGGGAAAGGUUGACUUAUCAACUCUACCCAACUAUGAACGUCGCUUUUUCGUGUCUACUUGGACAAUGUCUGUUUCCCAGUAUCACAUCCUCGCCGACCACUUAAAGAGUGAGGAAAGAACUUUCGAAGAAUUAGAUGUCUGGGGUACAUUCAUUGAAGACGAGGAGCUUGAGCCUACUGCUACAAUAUUCAUUCGCUACAUAGGAUUUUGCGGCACCCUUGAAGCGCCAAUUGAGCCCAUGGCGGAUAUCUAUCACCAAACAGAAGAUGUCAGAUCCGGAAUCCUAGCUGAUUUUCUGAAGGCCCUUCUUGCCGUUCUCCCAGCUGUCGCAGCAAAGCGUGAAUGCCACGUGAUCCGACACGAAUUAGCCACAUGGUACUGGGAUGAAGAAGAUGGUAAAAGGUUCCCCGAGUUGGCGCAUUCAGUACUAAUUGAGUUUUUCGGCGCUUCUUCACUUCUUAACCGUCACCCCGAUUUUAAGUUGUCUCAAUGUCUCGCUGAACGCAGCUCCAUGUUAGCCAGCCUCAAUCUGGGGUUUGACAGCAGUGUUAUUGAGGGCAGAUACAACUGUCCCGUAUCAAUAUUGUCGGAGCUACAGACGCAUUUCAUGAAUAUGAAGAGUUAUUUUGCCAGUGGUGCUGCCCCGGGGAAGUACUCACCCCUGGGUGUGUUAUGGCUAGAUGACGCCAAAUGUGCAGCACUGCUUGGUCAAUCUAUGCCACGAUUCUACAAAUCGGAUCGAGCUAUUAUGGUUGUUGCAGCACGCGGCUUGCACAUCAAUGAUUAUUUACACGGUCGCCCUUUCUCCUGCAGCCACGACCUGGACAAUCGAUUAAUUGGUCAGCUACUUAAGCAGUUCAAGGAUCUAGAUCUGCGUGCAAUGCAUGCAGCACCGUUCGCAUACUACUGUUUAGCCCCCUGGCCAAAGCGCGAUUCUCUCAAGGAGGCUGUUGUCACCUUCGGCAAAGAGAUGGCGGCAAUUAUCGUCAGGGAGUCUGGCUUUUAUGGUCCUUACACCACUCAAGUAUUCCUCGAUGAAGCUGGCCAGCCGAUUCAAAGACGCAUCGGUCGCCACCAUUUCAUUCAUGUGCCACUGCUGGACCCCAGCCGAUGCCGCUAUGGUGAAGAUUCCGUGGAUGAGGCUGCUCAACGCUUCAUGCAGACCUCCUUCUGGAACGCCAUGCUUAUUGGCGAUAUGAUCAUGCACGUCCUUGAUGACGAAGAGGCCAUCCAGAAAGAGAUGAACAGACUGGAUGAGAAGCGUUCAAAUGACCGCAUCACCGGCUAUCUGUUGGGGAACGAAAGGGACCUGUGCGAACCAGAUGAUGAUGUAGAUUCCCCUGCCGCUGGACUUGCCGAGCACAACGAUUCGCCGGCCAUCUGCUCCCUAGCCAUGCAGUUGUACCAGGAAUCAUUGACUGCCACUGACUGGGGUGAAGAAUUUUCUGCAGAAUUCGAUCAAGAUGCCAGAGCGCUGGCCGAGGUGGUCGAGGAGGUGCCUCAGUUCAUUCCGUGAUCAUCAGUUGCACGCCCUUCACCCAUUUGCACCCAAAUGACGCUUGAUUGUUUACCCCUUAACCUGCUAUUGUUAUAUGUUCGAAGAAAUGGUAUAGCCAUCAUUGUCCUUUGCAAUGCUCGGACUUUGGCCUUCGACAUACAAAAUCCUUUUCCUUGAUUUUCUUUUAGGUUCGACACAGGGCCCUGCCUAUGAGGUAACCGACAUGGGCUUCUUGUUAAAAGAGUAGCCGUGAAUACUGGCUGCGUUGGGCUGACUCUCUAGUAUAUUGCGUUUCAUCUCUCUACCCUUCUCGUGUUGUCUCAGGCAGACUCCUGGUGAAGACAACUUGCCCAGCAUACACAUUGCAGUGUCCAUGAGGCAAUGAUCUUGAUAUGAAAAUUUGUGUGGUGGAAUUUCCUUUCGUUUCGGGUUGCCCGUUACCUGCCUACUUUCUACAUCGAUAGGUAGAGACCCAAUAAAAAUGCCAGAUUGAUCUAUGACCUUCCGUAUUUGUACUG